Molecule: messenger RNA, 1674 nt
Organism: Daldinia vernicosa
Lineage: Eukaryota; Fungi; Ascomycota; Sordariomycetes; Xylariales; Hypoxylaceae
Product: succinate dehydrogenase ubiquinone iron-sulfur protein-like protein
Exons: 3
Coding region: 265-1113 (282 amino acids)
Biological process (GO): respiratory electron transport chain; aerobic respiration; tricarboxylic acid cycle
Cellular component (GO): mitochondrial membrane
Molecular function (GO): 2 iron, 2 sulfur cluster binding; electron transfer activity
Source: RefSeq, a predicted model, not a curated record
CCUUUGAUGGCAAUAGCCGAGGGCAAACCGGGUCGGGUGGAAAGUUCGAUGAUGGAAUACUUCAAUUCCUCUUUUGCCACUAUUCCUGUAACAACCUCUGAUUGAAUAAUUGCGAGGCCGGUUGAUUCUCUUUUUAGUUUCAAUAUAUUGUCCUAGAUUUUGGCCCUCUUAUACCUUUCCUCACCUAAUUGCCAAUAGCGACGGCAAGGAAAAGGGAAUCAACCAGCUAAACCAGCAAAAACCGCUCUCCCGAAUUUGCCCGCAAUGGCAGCUCUUCGCUCUACCUCAUCACGGCUAUUCGCCGCUGCCGCCUCAUCGCGGUCCGCUGUGCUCCCGUCCAUGUUCGUGCGAUCGAUGGCUUCAGUAAGUGGCGCCACUGUCGAGGCGGAUCCGAGCAGCACCGAUUCCCGCAUGAAGUCGUUCCAAAUCUACCGAUGGAACCCUGAUACUCCGACCGAGAAGCCGAGGAUGCAGACGUACACGCUGGACCUAAACAAGACGGGACCCAUGGUGCUUGACGCCUUGGUCAGGAUCAAGAAUGAGCUAGACCCCACGUUGACCUUCCGCAGAAGUUGCCGAGAAGGUAUCUGCGGCAGCUGUGCGAUGAACAUCAAUGGGACGAAUACCUUGGCUUGCUUGUGUCGCAUCCCCGCGGACACCAGUACUGAGAUGAAGAUCUACCCACUACCCCACACAUACGUCGUCAAGGACCUCGUCCCAGACUUGACGCACUUCUAUAAGCAGUACAAAUCGAUCAAGCCUUACCUACAGCGGGAUACCCCCGCCCCAGAUGGCAAGGAAUACCGACAGAGCAAGGCUGAGCGCCGAAAGCUAGAUGGUCUGUACGAGUGCAUUCUGUGCGCGUGCUGCUCGACAUCAUGCCCCUCAUACUGGUGGAACUCCGAGGAGUACCUAGGACCCGCCAUCCUCUUACAAUCGUACCGCUGGCUAGCUGACUCUCGCGACGAGCGCAAGGCAGAGCGCAAAGCCGCGCUCGACAACUCGAUGAGCCUGUACCGAUGCCACACCAUCCUCAACUGCACGCGGACCUGCCCCAAGGGUCUAAACCCCGGUCUAGCAAUCGCCGAGAUCAAGAAGAAGAUGAGCUUCUAAGCUAAGCCAAAUGAGGUGCGAAAAAGUACGGGACGGUAUGAGUCCUAAUAGACGACGGGAUGAGGUGCGAUCAGGACUAUAUCAGGGCUGGGGAUGAGGUCGGAAAAGCGAGGAGAGAGGCAACUGUAUAAAGCUGGGCGACGGGAUAUGUAUGCCAAGGGGCCUUCUUCCGUCCGGCGGCGGCGGCGGCGGUUUUAUAACGUCUUUAGCCGUGUCCCUUUUGUCUGCGAGCAUGGUUGGAGUUGUGAGUCUCGUUUCAUUGGCCUAGCAGCAAUAACCAACCAACUGUGAUAUCAAAUACAAUAUUUGCUUAUGUUACACAUGCGGCUACUACGGACCAGGGGUGUCUGCUCGGCGCAUGCGUGCGUUCGUCUUAUUUAUUAUAAGCGGCCGGUAUCUGCGGCGUGGACUCCACAAUAUGAGAUAAUCCCAACAGCUUUUUUUUUAUUGACUUUUAGAUCUCAACUAAUUUCUCAACCACAUCCGGGGCUUUUUGCCCCUGGCCACUAGCAGCGCUAUCUUUCUCCUCCGCGGCGUCUUCCUUCCGCUGCUCAGCCUCCG